UGGCAUCAAAGACCAACAAUACGCAUAUGAUUCGGGCCCACCUUAGGGUUUUUGGAACGCAACCCCACAUAUUCUACCACUUCAUCAGCAACCAGAUCAAAUUUGCAGCAGCGGCGCCGUCUCUUCUCCGCCGCUUCCACGUUCAGACGCCUCUUCAGUCUUCUCCCCCAGCCGGUAGCGCGCCGAUGGAUAACGGAAAAGGGAUUGAAGACCCGGAGAAGAAGAAGAAGAAGGAAGAAAAGGCAAGAGAGAAGGAAUUGAAAAAGCAGAAAGCUUUAGAGAAAGCUGCUAAGCUUCAGGCGCAACAAGCGGCGAGUUCUUCUUCUAAAAAGAGUGAAAAGAAGCAUGUAAAGCGUUCCAACCAGGAGGAGGAGAAUGAAGAGGACUUUAUUGAUCCAGAGACUCCAUUUGGCCAGAAGAAACGGAUGUCGAAUCUCAUGGCGAAAGAGUAUAGUCCAAGUGUUGUAGAGAAAUCGUGGUAUGAAUGGUGGGAGAAGACAGGGUUCUUUGUGGCAGAUGCCAAGAGCUCCAAACCUCCUUUCGUCAUUGUUUUGCCACCUCCCAAUGUGACUGGUGCCCUUCAUAUUGGCCAUGCUCUUACUGCUGCUGUUGAGGACACUAUAAUUCGUUGGCGGAGAAUGUCUGGUUACAAUACCUUGUGGGUGCCUGGAAUGGACCAUGCUGGCAUAGCAACACAGGUGGUUGUAGAAAAGAAGCUAAUGCGUGAAAGCCAAUUAACCAGGCAUGAUAUUGGUCGUGAGAAAUUUGUGGCUGAAGUUUGGAAUUGGAAAAAUAAGUAUGGGGGCACCAUUUUACAGCAGCUACGUCGUUUGGGUGCUUCUUUGGACUGGUCCCGUGAGUGCUUUACAAUGGAUGAGAAAAGAUCAAGGGCUGUGACAGAGGCUUUUGUGAGGCUUCAUAAGCAAGGGCUUAUCUACAGGGAUAAUCGUCUAGUUAAUUGGGAUUGUGUCUUGCGGACAGCAAUAUCUGAAAUUGAGGUGGACUAUAUUGAUGUAAAAGAAAGGACGCUACUAAAGGUUCCUGGGUAUGAGAACCCUGUAGAAUUUGGAGUUUUGACUUCAUUUGCUUACCCUUUGGAAGAAGGUUUAGGUGAGAUUGUUGUGGCCACUACUAGAGUGGAAACAAUGCUUGGUGAUACUGCUAUUGCUGUACAUCCUAAUGAUGAAAGGUAUCAGCAUCUUCAUGGGAAGCAUGCCGUUCAUCCUUUUAAUGGAAGAAGGAUUCGUAUAAUAUGUGAUGCAAUUCUCGUUGAUCCAGAAUUUGGGACUGGUGCUGUGAAGAUUACACCGGCCCAUGAUCCUAAUGACUUUGAUGUUGGAAGGCGUCAUAAUCUUGAAUUUAUCAACAUCUUUACUGAUGAUGGAAAAAUAAACCAGGAUGGUGGAGAAUUUGCAGGGAUGCCACGUUUCAAAGCCCGAGAGGCAGUGACUGAAGCACUAAAGAAGAAGGGCCUCUUUAAAGAUGCCAAGGCCAAUGAGAUGCGCCUUGGAAUUUGCUCUAGAAGUCAAGAUGUUGUGGAGCCCAUGAUAAAGCCCCAGUGGUAUGUUAAAUGCAGCGGUAUGGGAAAAGAAGCCCUUCAUGCUGCCAUAGAUGAUGAGAAUAGGGAGCUUGAGAUCAUCCCGAAACAGUAUACUGCUGAUUGGAAGAGAUGGCUUGAGAGCAUUCGUGAUUGGUGCAUUUCAAGGCAACUCUGGUGGGGUCACCGUGUUCCUGCAUGGUAUGUUGUUUAUGAGGGUGAUAGUCCAGACAAUUUUGGAGCAUCAGAUGAGCGAUGGGUGGUUGCGAGAAACGAAGAAGAGGCCAAAGCACAGGCUAGUCUAACAUUUGAGGGGAAAUUUCAGUUAAUGCAGGAUCCUGAUGUGCUUGACACGUGGUUUUCUUCUGGUCUUUUCCCAUUGUCUGUGUUGGGCUGGCCGGAUGAUACAGAAGAUCUGAAGGCAUUUUAUCCUACUUCAGUUCUUGAAACCGGGCAUGACAUUCUCUUUUUCUGGGUUGCUCGUAUGGUAAUGCUUGGAAUUACUUUGGGUGGCAACGUACCUUUUACAAAGGUAUAUUUGCACCCUAUGAUUCGUGAUGCACAUGGGCGUAAAAUGUCCAAGUCCUUGGGGAAUGUCAUUGAUCCUCUUGAGGUAAUAAAUGGUAUUACCCUUGAAGGUCUCCAUCAGAGGCUUUUAGAGGGAAAUUUGGAUCCCAAGGAAUUGACUGUAGCCAAAGAAGGGCAAGUAAAGGACUUUCCUAAGGGUAUUGAGGAAUGCGGUGCAGAUGCUCUCCGUUUUGCCCUUGUCUCUUACACUGCUCAGUCUGAUAAGAUAAAUCUGGACAUCCAAAGGGUUGUGGGUUAUCGUCAAUGGUGUAAUAAACUGUGGAAUGCAGUACGAUUUGCUAUGAGCAGGCUUGGGGAUGAUUAUGUUCCCCCCUCAGAUGUAAAUCCAGACGCGCUUCCAUUUAGUUGCCAGUGGAUACUUUCAGUACUAAACAAAGUCAUCUCCAAAGCUGUUUUGUCACUGGAAGCGUAUGACUUCUCGUAUGCAGCCACUGCAGUGUAUGCCUGGUGGCAGUACCAAUUGUGCGAUGUCUUUAUUGAAGCUAUCAAGCCUUACUUUUCGGGCAACAAUCCAAAGUUCGAGUCUGAAAGGGGUUUUGCACAAGCCACACUAUGGUUAUGUCUUGACAAUGGUCUGCGGUUGCUUCAUCCAUUUAUGCCAUUCGUCACAGAAGAACUGUGGCAGCGCCUUCCAUCACCAAAGGAUCACAAGAGGCCAGCCUCAAUUAUGAUAUGCGAAUAUCCUUCCACUGUAGAGCGCUGGACAAAUGAAAGGGCGGAGUCCGAGAUGAAUCUUAUAGAUUCUGUUGUGAAAUCUCUUCGUUCACUUGCAAAAGAAAGUCGUGAAAGGCGGCCAGCUUCUGUGCUUUGUCGAACACCAUUAGAUAGGGAAAUAAUAUGCAGCCGUCAACUGGAGAUUGAAACGCUGGCCAAUUUGUCAUCUUUGACAGUAAUCAACGAGAACGAUGCUGCUCCAACUGGGUGUGUGGUGGGUGUUGUAAAUGAAAACCUUUCUGUUUAUCUUAAGCUUCAAGGAAGUCGUUCAUUAGAAGCCGACCUUGAAAAGAUCCGGAAGAAGAUGGAAGACAUUAAAUUGCAACAGGAGAAGCUAUCCAGGGCGAUGAAUGUAGCCGGUUACAAAGAAAAGGUCCCGGAGAAGAUUCAGAAGGCUAAUGCGGACAAGCUCGAAUCACUCGAGAAGGAAAAAUUGUCUCUUGAAGAAGCAAGCCAGCAUAUGGAAGCACAGAUAUCGAGCAACGAGCAGUAACGACUUGCAAUUUUUGUUCAAUGACCUCAUAGCAACAUGCAGUUAGACACCUUUCAUCGCUGAAGGAUGAAAAUUGGCUUCUCAUAUGUUGUCCAAUUUGAAAGUUGAUCAAGAACUAUUUGUUCGUAUUAUAUUACUCGCAAAUUUGCUUUGUUAUUGAUAAUUUAAUGAGAUUUUCCUACA
Molecule: messenger RNA, 3515 nt
Organism: Pyrus x bretschneideri (Chinese white pear)
Lineage: Eukaryota; Viridiplantae; Streptophyta; Magnoliopsida; Rosales; Rosaceae
Product: valine--tRNA ligase, mitochondrial 1
Exons: 21
Coding region: 27-3332 (1101 amino acids)
Biological process (GO): valyl-tRNA aminoacylation
Cellular component (GO): cytosol
Molecular function (GO): ATP binding; aminoacyl-tRNA deacylase activity; valine-tRNA ligase activity
Source: RefSeq, a predicted model, not a curated record